Messenger RNA from Pseudoliparis swirei, 2311 nucleotides. It is a transcript of the gene socs9, whose product is annotated as suppressor of cytokine signaling 9. The record is from RefSeq and is a predicted model, not a curated record. NCBI's taxonomy places the organism in Eukaryota, Metazoa, Chordata, Actinopteri, Perciformes, Liparidae. Gene Ontology annotation, biological process: intracellular signal transduction; phosphatidylinositol phosphate biosynthetic process. The transcript is spliced from 2 exons. Bases 422 to 2104 code for a protein of 560 amino acids. Gene Ontology annotation, molecular function: 1-phosphatidylinositol-3-kinase regulator activity. Gene Ontology annotation, cellular component: phosphatidylinositol 3-kinase complex.
UUUUUACAGCUCAAAAACAUCUCUGUCCGCUUUUUAUAUUCCUCAUUUGUUGAAAUUAAUUUCUUCUGUUAAAGACGCCCUUCAUGCUCUGACGUUCCUGGGGGGAAAAAUAGCUCGUAAUUACUUUUUACUUCCGGGUUGCACGACGUUAGCAGUCAAUUUAUCAAGCUAAUAUAAGCUAGCCGCAUUGUUGUUAAGGCCACUACUUUAUUCAAGAAGAACGGGAGCUCUGUCGUCGGGAAACGUCACAACAACUGCUCGGUUGUUUUAACUCUAUGCCCAGAAUGCAUGGACAAUGAUGAUGUCUCAAACAAGGCCUGCGGAUGGGAAACUACCAGCCAAAAGAUAACUGCACUUCCAACUCAUCCAUUGGCAACUCCCUGGAGGGCACCACUGUUGCUUUUUCAGCACAUAAUUCAGCAUGUCCUUACCAAAGGAGUCAGGGAACCGAGGUAAAGAUCGAGAGAGGGGGGCCCGUCCGAAGGUGAGACAAAGCCGGUCAGAGGAAAGACGAGAUCCAGGCAGUGGACGGAAAGGUGUAAAGGGGAAGAAAAAAGGCCGUUCUUCCCAUGAACCAGCAGCUGAGAGGCCCGUCAGUGAUGGCUUUGAAUAUGGUGACAUGUUGAGUGACCUCGACUCCAAGGACCAAUCUUCCCCCUCGUCUUUGAAGGAACAUUUGAGAUGGCAGGGGUUGGAAGCCGCCUCAUUUCUCAGACAAGAACGGGUCACGUCCCGGCCAGAACUGGGAACGAUUAGCUCUGCUCCAGACAUACCUGGAGCCGGUGAAGGUGAGAGCAGAGCGUCAAGCAGCAGCCGCACUCUUCGGCAAAAAAUCCAAGAUGCAAUGGGGCAGUGUUUCCCAAUAAAGACGCACAGUGCGACUGCAGCAGCACCAUCUCCGCAGGCUCUUUCCUCCACUGCCUGCGCCUCCUCGAGGCGCAAGAUCCACCUCAGCGAGUUGAUGUUGGAUGACUGCCCCUUCCCCGUCGGAUCGGAGCUGGCUCAGAAGUGGUAUCUCAUCAAGCAACACACGGCCCCCAUUACCCAGCCUCCCUCGCUCGAUCCCGCGGUCGUGUGCGUCGCCCCCGCCGCCGUCACGGCGACGGCGGUGGAAGACGUCGACGACCGGUUGCGGGAGCGCAGGCGCAUCAGCAUCGAACAAGGCGUCGAGCCGCCGCCCAAUGCAGAGAUCCACACGUUUGAGGUCACGGCCCAAAUUAAUCCUCUCUACAAGCACGGCCCCAAGCUGGCUCCUGGGAUGAACGAGUUAGCCGAGGCUGAGAGAGCCACCGGUCAGCAGCAGCUUCUCCUCCAAAGGCAGCAGCAGCACCACCAGCUCCUUCUGCAGAGCUGCCUGGACACGCUGGAUGAGGUGGUGGCCUCAGCCUCUGCCUCAGCCCACACCUCUGACUCGGCCUCAGCCUCUGCCCACACCUCUGACUCUGCCUCAGCCUCAGCCCACACCUGUGACUCUACCCCCGAGCCUGUGGUGGACUCUGAGGUCCCGGCGCCCGACGAGCCCUCUCGAGUCCUCCUCCCGCCGGCCGAGGACCCCGCGUCUCACGACGGCUACCGCAUUCACACUCAGAUUGAUUACAUCCACUGUUUGGUUCCGGACCUGCUGCAGAUCACCAGCCUGCCCUGCUACUGGGGGGUGAUGGACCGCUACGAGGCCGAGACCCUGUUGGAGGGGAAGCCCGAAGGCACCUUCCUCCUGCGCGACUCCGCUCAGGAGGACUACCUCUUCUCCGUGAGCUUCCGCCGCUACGGCCGCUCGCUGCACGCGCGCAUCGAACAGUGGAAUCACAACUUUAGCUUCGACGUGCACGACCCGAGCGUGUUCCACGCCCCCACGGUGACGGGGCUCCUGGAGCACUACAAGGACCCCAACUCCUGCAUGUUCUUCGAGCCCUUGCUGUCCAACCCCAUCCACCGGGCGCAGCCCUUCACCCUGCAGCACGUCUGCCGAGCGGUCGUCAGCAGCCGCACCACCUACGACGGCGUCAACGUGCUUCCCAUUCCGAACACUUUGAAAAAGCACCUGAAGGAAUACCACUACAAGCAGAGGGUACGCGUCCGCCGAAUGGACACCUGGUGGGAAUGACGAGACGGACAAAAGGACUACGGAACGCAUUUGUAACAAUCGCUCAGCUGAACACGUCUUGUUGACGCCUCUCUGCCGGCGUUCACACCCACUGCAAUAUAGUUAUUUAUUUUCUCCUCGCUGUACAUGUUAACAAUUGUACUAAAGCACAAUGAUGAGACUGUCAUCUCAUUGACCUUGCACAACCAUUAAACAAAAUUAUUUAGA